UUUGCUUCAAAAGCAAUAUUUGUGACACUUGACAGCUGGCAAGAGUAAGAGCGACUCAGUGCUGCUGGAUGGUUGACUGAGCUGUGGGGAAACAUUUAAAUUCAGUAUUCACACUCCUUUGGCCUUAAGCCCUUACAUCUCAAGAGGUGCUGUGACCUAGUGGGAUGUCGCAGGGCGGUGCUGAUACCUGCCCCCAGGUGUUUGUGGUUGACAGCCAAGUUAGCCACAUCGCUAUCCCCAGUGUAAGGAAAUCAAGAUGGGCCAAAGAUGGUUGGAAGUUUAUUCUCUUACUGGUGGGAUUUUCCAUGCUGGGAAUGAUUACUGAGGGGGUUUUAAUCUACAAUCUUUACAAAAAAACUGAGGUAUUUAAUCUUUGUGGGACUCACCCUCUUUGCCACAACUUGUCCAAUGCUUCACCACUUGGGAAAAAUGAGGAUGGCACUAUAUCAAAGCAAGUAGGAUCUAAAGAGCACAAUUGGAUUCCCUCAUUGCAGACUCAGACACGACGGAGGCCUUUUGCACACUUGUUCGGCUCCAUUCAUGUCAGUGGGAAAGACAAUGUAGUACUAUGGGAAAACGCUGGUGAAUCCGUCAUUCAAAAUAUGACCCAUGACAAAGGUCUUUUAAUAGUCCAGCAGCCAGGUUACUACUACCUCUACUCCAAAUUGCAAUUAGAAUUUGUUAGGAACUGCUCACUUACUGAACACAAGGUCAUGAGAAACACCAGUGCCUACGGCAAACCUAUGGAACUCAUGAAGUCAAAAAACAAUCACUGCGGGAACACGAAUGGACCAAGUAAAGAGAGGAAAGAUCUGUUGAGCAGUUUCCUGGCUGGGAUUUUUGAGCUGCAGCAAGGGGAUAGGAUUUUUGUCACACUGGACAAAAUACAGAGCAUGCGUCUUGGACGUAAUGAAAACUUCAUAGGGGCCUUUAUGAUAUCUCCAUAGAAAAAUAUAGAAAUGUAUCUGGUUCACUUUGCUGGGCAUGCUCUGUGUUUUUGUGUACAAAACACAAAUUUUAAUACUGUACAUGAUGAAUGAAUUUCAGAAUUAUAUAAAACAACAAGUAGUUGUGAUCAGAUGUACCUGAUAUUCAGGUAAUACAAUGUUAACUGUUAUUUUAGCACAUAUUUUAUUAUUGGAAUAAAAUGUUGUUUCUUA
Messenger RNA from Melanotaenia boesemani (Boeseman's rainbowfish), 1160 nucleotides. It is a transcript of the gene tnfsf14b, whose product is annotated as tumor necrosis factor ligand superfamily member 14. Bases 165 to 947 code for a protein of 260 amino acids. Lineage: Eukaryota; Metazoa; Chordata; Actinopteri; Atheriniformes; Melanotaeniidae. The transcript is spliced from 7 exons. Gene Ontology annotation, cellular component: membrane. Gene Ontology annotation, molecular function: tumor necrosis factor receptor binding. The record is from RefSeq and is a predicted model, not a curated record. Gene Ontology annotation, biological process: immune response.